UGAUUCAUCAAAUCAUCAUACAACCUCAGUCAGUGUCGGCUGGUCCACCGUUGGCUGAGCAUUGUGGAUACCUGAAGGCUGUUAGUGUCGUAAAUUUUCAAUUUGUGGGGAAUUAAAAAGUUUGAAGAGAUGCUAAUCGCAAAAUCGUGGUCCCGCACCGAGAUCUUCUACUGGCUGCUACCCUACCUACUCCUGAUCGCCGCUGUUGCCCUAGUACUCUUCUUAAUCGUGGUCUACGCUUUGCACCUGUACGCUAAGUACUCUUGCGGGAUGUACGCUGAGGAGACCAGGAUGGAGGGCAAGACGGUGGUGGUAACGGGCUGCACCAGCGGCAUUGGCAAGGAGACUGCGAAGGAGCUGGCGAAAAGAGGCGCCAGGGUGGUGAUGGCGUGCCGGAAUAUGGAGGCGGCGGAGAAAAUUAAAGACGAAAUAAUCGACAGCACAAAGAACAAUAAGGUCUUCGUCAAGAAGCUCGACCUCACCUCCUUCGCGUCCAUCCGUGAGUUCGCCGCUGACGUCAUCAAGACGGAACCACGACUCGACGUGCUGAUCCACAACGCCGGCUACGCAGAGACCUUCCUCAAGGGAGUCACUAUGGACGGGCUGGAAAUGACCAUGCAAACCAACCACUACGGACCUUUUCUCCUGACCCAUCUCCUCAUAGACUUGCUGAAGAAAAGCGCUCCAUCAAGGAUUGUCGUCGUCGCAUCUUCACUGUAUCGUUUAGCGUCCGUCAACCUUGAAAACCCUAACCCUCUGACGUCAUUGCCGGCGUAUGUGUACUACCAGUCGAAAGAGGCCAAUAUCCUCUUCACGCGCGAGCUAGCGAGACGCUUGGAAGGCACUGGGGUAACUGCCAACUGUCUGCACCCAGGGUUGAUCGACACUGGUAUCUGGAGAAGCGUCCCCGCGCCUUUAAGCUGGGGUCUGUCGCUAAUAAACAAGAUGUUCUUCAAAACCCCGGAACAGGGUUGUCAGACGACGGUCAUGUUGGCAGUGGAUGAGAAGUUGGAGACUGUGACUGGGAAGUACUUCUCUGACUGUCAGGAGAGUACGGUGUCAGCGUCAGUAGCCGAGCCGGGUAGAGCCAGGAAACUGUGGGAGAUCUCUGAAGGCAUCGCAAAGUUGGAAAUCACUGACCCUAAAAUCUGAUAAGCUAUGUUUUGUUUUAAGUACAAAUUAUGUUUAUGCCAUUAUCUCCAUGUAUACUUUCAGUAUUUAAUCUGUAUAUUUGGUUGAUGUUUGUAAUUUUAAGUUGUUUUUUAUUAAAUUUUUAUAUUAAAAUUA
Plutella xylostella (diamondback moth) is the source of this 1287-nucleotide messenger RNA. Its product is annotated as retinol dehydrogenase 14. Lineage: Eukaryota; Metazoa; Arthropoda; Insecta; Lepidoptera; Plutellidae. The record is from RefSeq and is a predicted model, not a curated record.